UUUAUUGCAGUGAAGAACUGGAAAGGCGAUAGAAGCUAGUGGGGCUCUCCUUAAUAUGGACAUCUCUCUCACACUCAAGUCACUUUUCCUAUAUUCUCAUCUCUUUUCCUAUCAUCUUUUCAUUUCCCAAAACAUUUCUGACUCUCCAACUCCUUGGAGAAGAAGCUCCAGUUCAUCAUUUCACUUUCUUACUCUAUAGACACAAUCAGCGAUGGUGAAGGAAAGUGAGUACUAUGAUGUUCUUGGUGUCAGCCCAUCUGCUUCAGAGGAGGAGAUUCGCAAAGCUUAUUAUCUUAAGGCCAGGCAAGUUCAUCCAGACAAAAAUCCAGAUGAUCCACAGGCCGCAGAGAGAUUUCAGGUUUUAGGUGAAGCUUAUCAAGUUCUGAGUGAUCCAGUGCAAAGAGACGCAUAUGAUCGAAAUGGAAAGUAUUGCAUAUCAAGGGAAACCAUGCUUGACCCCACUGCUGUAUUCGCUCUUCUGUUUGGGAGUGAACUAUUUGAGGACUACGUAGGACAUCUGUCUGUGACAUCAAUGGCUUCUUCUGAAUUAGCUAGUGAAAGUGGGAAUCCUGAUAAAGUACAUGAGAAAUUGAAGGCUGUCCAAAAAGAAAGAGAAGAAAAGCUAGCAAGAUUUCUGAAAGAUUUUCUUAACCAAUAUGCUCAAGGUGACAGAGUUGGAUUCUUAAGGCGUGCAGAAUCAGAAGCCAAGAGGCUUUCUGAUGCAGAUACAGCUUUUGGAGUGGAUAUAUUACAUACUAUUGGCUACAUAUAUUCAAGACAAGCGGCACAAGAGCUCGGGAAGAAAGCAAUUUAUCUUGGGGUGCCAUUUUUGGCAGAGUGGGUUCGCAAUAAAGGACAUUUCUGGAAGUCACAGAUUACAGCAGCAAAAGGUGCCUUUCAGUUACUACAGCUUCAAGAAGAUAUGCGCCGCCAAUUUAAAAUGGAUGGAAGCGGCCCUGGAAAUGAUGUUGAAUCACAUUUACUUUCAAACAAAGACACAUUGAUGAACUCGUUAUGGAAACUGAAUGUAGUGGACAUUGAAAUUACCGUGAUACAUGUGUGCCAAAUGGUCCUAAAAGAAAAUAAUGUUAGAAAAGAAGAGCUUAAAGCCCGUGCUCUGGCAUUGAAAAAUCUUGGGAGGAUCUUUCAGCAGGAAAGGCAAUCAAGAAAUGGUGCAACAUCAAAGGGAAAAAGUUCUGUUGAAACUGAUGACGAUGAUGAUGAUAGCAGUAGUGAAGAAGAUUCACCAAGGGCAUUAUCCUAUCGAACUCCUCUACUUACUCAGGGUAUUGGCAGACUAUUCAGAUGCCUGUGCAAUCCAGCAUUUGAUGUGGAUGAUGAAGAGAUCGUGUACAAAAGCAAAUGAUGCACAAGAAUGUAUAUGCCAAAGGCUGACUCUGAGGCUGUAACACAGUGUUUUCCUCCUUUUAAUCAUAGAUUGGGACAAGCUAUAUUUAUAUUUUAUAUUGUGUGCGUAUUUGUUUAAAGAGAGAACAAAUCACAUUGAUCGUAAUCUCUCAUAUAGAACUGACUAUCCAUUUGACUGGAACUAUAUUUGUCAAGUCGAGGUUGUUUUCUGAUAGAAUAGGAAGGGCACUUUUCAGAAAUGCAUUGAGCACUUUUUCCUA
Messenger RNA from Populus trichocarpa (black cottonwood), 1628 nucleotides. RefSeq names its product chaperone protein dnaJ 10. The record is from RefSeq and is a predicted model, not a curated record. The coding region runs from base 212 to 1366 and encodes 384 amino acids. The transcript is spliced from 10 exons. Lineage: Eukaryota; Viridiplantae; Streptophyta; Magnoliopsida; Malpighiales; Salicaceae.